This is a messenger RNA of Cuscuta epithymum, 1030 nucleotides long. NCBI's taxonomy places the organism in Eukaryota, Viridiplantae, Streptophyta, Magnoliopsida, Solanales, Convolvulaceae. The record is from the annotation of a GenBank genome assembly.
GUGAACUUGCAGAGCUCUUAAAACAGACUAAGUUGAUAAUAUGGGAUGAAGCAACAAUGGCUAAUAAAUUUUGUUUUGAAGCACUAGACAGAAGCCUAAAUGACAUCAUCAACAACGAUGGUGAUUCAAUUUUACCAUUCGGAGGAAGAGUGGUUGUCUUUGGAGGAGACUUUAGACAAACUUUACCAGUUAUUCCUGGCGGAAGCCGUUCAGACAUUGUUAAUGCUACAAUCAAUUCUUCAUAUCUAUGGGAUGACUGUCAGGUACUGUCUCUUACUAAAAAUAUGCGACUUCAAAAUAGUUUGGAUAUGACAAGUGCUACCGAGCUCAAAGAAUUUUCAAAAUGGAUACUGGAUGUGGGGGAUGGAAAAAUAUCAGAGCCAAACGAUGGUUAUGCAGAAAUAAAAAUUCCAGAUGAAUUCUUGAUUAAAGAAUUUGAUGAUCCAAUUGAUGCAAUAAUUCGUAGUACGUAUCCUAACUUACUGGAGCAAUACAAAAAUGAGGAAUUUCUCAAGUCUAGAGCUGUCUUGGCAUCAACUAUUGAAAUUGUCGAUAAAAUAAACGACUAUGUUCUUUCAAUGCUCCCAGGUGAAGAAAGAGAAUAUUUAAGUUGCGAUUGUGUAGACAAGUCAGAUGUAGUUGAAGCAGAAGCAUUUGAAGCGUUGACACCAGAAUUUCUCAAUUCCUUAAGAACAUCAGGUCUCCCAAAUCACAACAUACGACUUAAGGUUGGGACUCCAAUAAUGUUGCUAAGAAAUAUAGACCAGUCAGAAGGACUAUGUAAUGGAACUAGAUUGAUUGUCACAAGACUGGGAAAUCAUGUCAUCGGAGCACGAAUCAUGUCUGAAGGCAAUAUUGGAGAUGAGAUUUACAUACCUCGAAUGUGUAUGUCUCCUUCUCAAUCACCAUGGCCUUUUAAACUUAUCAGAAGACAAUUUCCUAUAAUGGUCUCAUAUGCGAUGACAAUCAAUAAAUCUCAAGGACAAUCACUGGAAAGAGUUGGAUUAUACCUGCCAAGACCUGUUUUUAG